UUCAGAAAAAUAAUCUGUCAACAACUGACAGCUGAAGAAGUAAAAACAAGUUUCCUAAUCGAGUGCUGGAACUUAUUCUCAGUUUGCAUUAAUACACAGGUUUUUUUACUUUAAAUAAAAGUAUAAAAUAUAUCGUCAUGAUUCGGUAAUUUUUUUUAACUCGUACUGGUCUUAAUCGAAAUGUGCGAGUACUUGUAAUUAUACACACUUACCAAUGAAACCGUUUCAGUGACUGUUUAUAAGUGUAAAAGUAUUCGUGUAAAUAACAAUAUGAGGUCCGACAUAGAAAAGGAAGCCGGAACAUGGCUUCUAAAACGUUAUGGACAGUUUUUUAAGACCCAAUAUCAAGAUCUUACUGGCCCACUAAAAGGCGACUACUGGGAAGAAAACAGGACAUUUUUGCCGAUACAAGUAGCGAUGUCAUCAAAUGAACUCAUACAAAUUACAGAUUUAGUAUCGUCAGAUAAUACUUUAAUGACGAAAGUAUUAAGUGUGCUGUCUUCUUUGUGUGUCGAAGUUGUGGCUUUAAAAAAGGAAGCAUUUGAAAAGCAUUUUAUUUUUUUAUCAGUGUAUGAAGAGUACAAUAGCAAUGACAUUGGCAAACAAAUGGAAUCAAUUUGUGGACUGAGUGCAUUUGCUACCCGCUGUGAUGAUGUUCUGCGUAACCUCUGCAGCCAAGUGUUUGCUGUUUUUACUAAGAGUGCCAUUAAUAUUAAUGGGAUUCAACUCCACUUCAUAAUCAACCACAUUGGGGAAUUAUUUACCAUUAUCAUAUUACUUGAAGUUUUGAUAUCAAAUACUUCAUUAAUAAGCAACUGGAAUAAAUAUUGCAAAUCCAUAAAAUCAUUCAACAAAACACCAGAAAAUCUAGACUUAACACAAGAAAAGUUCCAGGCCAUGGUUGGAGCUUUAAAUAAUAUUACAAAAAAAAUAAUGAAUGAUGACAUUGUCCAAAAGAGUCUCAAUAACCUGACAGUGCUAAGAGGAAGUCUGGUUGAUAAGAAUUGUUCUUUAGUCACUUCAGAAUUCAGUCAAUAUUUGAAACAGGCUAUAGUAAACUUGGACAAAUUAGUACAAGAGCAGCCUAAUGUUAACAAUAUGUACAAAUGCAUUAAAGUUAAUGGUCUUUAUGUACUAUCAUCACAUUUAUUUGGUAACAGUGACAAGAAAAUUUUCAGGUCUUUAUUAGAUUUGAAUACAAAGGCACACAGCAUUCAUGUUAUCGGAACAACAAUUUGGUUUCCGGAACAAUUUCUUCAACGGCACGUGGCCUCGCAGUGGGCAAAACAUGAUAAAAUGUCACAGUCUAUGAUCAAAGCACGCCAAGCUUACAUUAGUAUGAAGAAAAGUAAUUUAGUAAAGGACAUUACGAAUCUUCACUUCCUGUGCACACAGUGGGUGCUUAAUGUUGAAGAGACAUUUUCUUCCAACAAUCAUAAGCUCAGUGCUGCUGAAAUGAGCAUGCAUGCGAAAAUACUUCUGGAAGGUCUGGACAUUGCAUCCAGCACAAACCAUUCAGUGCUGACGUUGAUCAACUUGCAUCUUGCACUUGGUAUACCACUGCCUAAGAGUAUGUUGAUCACAUUGUUUGAAAUUAUGUAUAUGUUAAAGACUUUAGGUAAUGCGCUAUCCCGCAAUCGAAAUCAAAUUAUUAUAUCUAUAAAUAUGGUACUGCAGCAUUUAAUAUUUCAAUCUACGUCAUCUAUACUAGAAGUCAAAAAAUCCUUGAUGACUGAUAAGAAUUAUGCUAAUAAAAGGCUCGACGAGUUGACUUGUCUGGUGAUAGCUGAGAGAGCUCUAAAGGGAGCAUCAACUAUAGAAAGGAAUAUAGCAGCCCAUGUUGCUUUAAGUUUUGUACCAGAUUCAACCUACUUAGAAGACAGUUAUGUCAGGCUUGGCAAAUUGCUUGACAAGAUUCAAUCAUUAUCAAAUUUUAUGGAUACCAUGGAAAAGUUAUGCAAUUGCUCCUGGUUGUUGUGGCACCAAAAUAUAAUUCCAAUUUAUUUCGAGCAGAACUUCAGCAUGCAAUUAAAUUCAUUAAAACUAAAAUAUUUUUUGAUGGUUUUGGAAGACUGCAUUGUAUUACUACACAAAACCGAUAAACAAUACGACAUAAUAAAAUUUCAGCAAUUUCUUAAUAAUAUGAAAUCAAUGAUCGAGAAAGAAGUUAUACAGAGCACCAGUCAGAAUAUAGAGACCAACUUACGUCUACAUAUUCAUUCACAUUUGCAGCUGGACGUAAUUAAUCCAUUUACAUUUGAAAUGACUAAGAAACUGCUGUUAGUCGUAGAUAAUUUCAGAAUCCAAUGUCUUUACAUGUCCAUAGUCCCAUCUGUUGAACAUUACCUAUCUACAAUGUACUACAAUUUAACAACAGUUGUUUUGUCAGAUUGGAAAACUUAUGGCGAAAUGCGACAAAUGGCAAAAUUUAAAUUCAAUUUAAAUACUGUUCAAGAUAAUUUACCAACUCAGACUUUAGAACAGGGUUUGGAUGUGUUAGAAAUCAUGCGAAACAUUCAUAUAUUCGUGUCCAAAUACUUGUACAACCUGAACAACCAGAUUUUCAUAGAGAAAAGUAGUAACAACAAACAUUUGAAUUCUAUUAACAUCAGGCAUAUUGCAAACUCCAUAAGGACUCAUGGUACUGGAAUUAUGAAUACUACAGUGAAUUUUACAUACCAAUUCUUAAAGAAAAAGUUUUUUAUAUUUUCUCAAUUCAUGUUUGAUGAACAUAUCAAAUCAAGAUUGGUAAAAGAUCUGAGGCUUUUAAAAGAGACUGCUGCCACCAACGGAAAUAUGUAUCCCUACAAGAAUGCUGAGAAAUUUAACAAAGGCAUACGUGUCUUAGGAUGCAAUGACGAUGGACAAAGCUAUUUAGAUUUGUUUCGCGACUUGAUAAGUCAAAUUGGAAAUGCAAUGGGAUAUGUGAGGAUGAUUAGGUCGGGAGGUCGCCACUGUUGUUCGGAUGCAACAUUGUUCUUACCAAAUCUGGAUAACGUCGUGUCUUUCAAGGAAAUGUGUGAGGAGAGUACUCUUGGACCCGGAACAAUUAAAUCUUCAGAAAACUUGGAUCAUAAUAUUAAUGAUUUGAUAUCAAACUUCAUUCAAGGCACGGAAUAUUUUAAACUCCUUGUUGACGUUUUUGCGCCAGUUUUUCGUAAUCCUAAAAACGUUCAUCUGAAGAACUUCUACAUUAUCAUUCCACCAUUAUCUUUGAAUUUCGUUGAACAUAUGAUACUGUCUAAAGAUAAAAUGUCGAAGAAAAAUAAGGUCGGUGCUGCAUUUACUGACGACGGCUUCGCAAUGGGAGUUGCCUAUAUUCUUAAAUUAUUGGAUCAGGAUACUAAUUUUGAAGCACUUCAUUGGUUUGACUCAAUUUGGAAACAUAUUAGUAAUGAAAGAAAACUACUUCAGGAGCAGCAAGACAAGGGCUCUGUGCAAUUACAACAGGCUUUAGCACUCACUGAGAAAAAGUUAAAAACAUUGGAGGAAGAAUUCAAAUUACUGUAUUACAGUCUUACAAGUGCAAGAAUAUUUUUCAAAUGAUACUAUAAGUUUAAUAACCAUACAAUAUGUAAACUAGUAAUCCUAAGUAUAAUAUGAUUAACAUUUACCUAAA
This is a messenger RNA of Trichoplusia ni (cabbage looper), 3619 nucleotides long. RefSeq names its product WASH complex subunit 4 (gene SWIP). Gene Ontology annotation, cellular component: endosome; WASH complex. The transcript is spliced from 5 exons. Bases 271 to 3546 code for a protein of 1091 amino acids. Gene Ontology annotation, biological process: endosome organization; endosomal transport. The record is from RefSeq and is a predicted model, not a curated record. Lineage: Eukaryota; Metazoa; Arthropoda; Insecta; Lepidoptera; Noctuidae.